AUGUUUAAAAAGAAAUAUAUGAAAUAUUUCGUUAAAUCAAGCUGUGUAAUAUUUAUUUUUAUAUGGCUUUUAGUUGCUUCAAGUUUUGUUUUGUCCAAUAAGCCAACAGAUUUCUCAACAUCAUCUGUUGGUUACUUUCCUCAAUCAGUUCGGAUUCCUAAUAGUAUUUAUCGUUUAUCAGAAUUGAUUGCAAAUCAUAAUCUCAAUAUACCAGUGAUUCCAACUGAAAUAAUUGAUCCAUAUUUAAAAGUCUUAAGUGUACGUGUAAGUCGAUUGCGUUCAAGUGGUUCAGCAACCUUCAUUAUUACAAAACAACAGGAAAUAUUAAAUUUAAAUUUUUGGUGUUUAUUUGAUGAUCACUCGAUUACUCCAGCAUAUACAUUUAAUGUUCAAAAAUCUAAAAACUCGAUUUUCUUUUAUGAAUGUUCACUUCCAGAUUCAAUAAUUCAACGUUUAUGGUAUAAUCGAACGAUAGAUCAAGAAAUAAAAAUUUAUCUUUCUACAUCAAGAAAAAUACUUUUUCAAGGUUUUCUUGAUAUUCCAUGGUCAAAUUGGGCAGAAGAAAAUGAACAAUCAUUAACAUUAUGUACUCUCUUAUUAUACAAUGAUUUAACAUAUUUUACUCAAUGGAUUGAAUAUCAUCGUUUAGUUGGUAUUAGUAAAUUUGUUGUGUAUAAUAUUUCAAAUACAAAUAAUCAAUAUUAUUCUACGAUUAAUUUGUAUGAAGAAGAGUAUCCUAGUCUAAUUGAUAUUAUUCAAUGGGAUGAUUCUAUUGAUGAAAUUCAAUAUGAUUGUUUUUUACGUUAUGGAGAUAUAUCAGAAUGGAUAACAGUUAUUAAUAUAAAUGAAUAUUUAAUUCCACAAAAUCCUUAUGAUACUCUUCCAAGAUUAUUAACCGAACAAUAUGGUAGAAAUUUACAAGCUUCUGUUAUGUUAGAAAAUCAAGAAUUUUGUUCUAAUACUCAAUAUCAAUUCACAAAAAAUGAAAUCAUAAUCGAGCAUUAUAUCUUACGACAUACAAUUUCAAAUCAUUCAGUCAAAUAUUUGUAUCAACCUCGUGCUAUUGACUAUUUAUCAAUCCAUCGCGAUAGUAUAGAAACAAUGUCCGAUGAUCAAAUAAAGAAAACUAUUGCACUUGCACAAUAUCCCACUAUAUCCCAUGACAAGCCAUUUUCAAACUGUGUAUUAGAUAAAUCCAUAGUAGAUACAACGAUCCGAGACCGAUUUGCUAAACAUUUAUUUGAUGAAAUCGUAAAACGGUAA
Messenger RNA from Rotaria sp. Silwood1, 1263 nucleotides. NCBI's taxonomy places the organism in Eukaryota, Metazoa, Rotifera, Eurotatoria, Philodinida, Philodinidae. The record is from the annotation of a GenBank genome assembly.